AUGGCAGGGUCUGUCCACUGCCCCAGUGAGAACGAGCCUGACGUGGCCUGCUGCUUCUUCUGUCUCAGAGAGCUGGAGUGCUGGGAGCCUGAGGACAACCCAUGGUAAGUAUGGUCCUUACACUAGAACCAGGGCCCGGAGUUAUUACUGGUCUGUGCCCUAACUGUAUGAGCCGCCAUUAAAUCCUCCUCACCAUUCACAUUGGAUUCAAUACCAUUAUUGUUCAGUCGAAACACUACACCUUUGACAUUUGCAUUAUCAGAGUUGUCACUGUGAUAAUAAUUGAGUCUUUAAUGACCUACAUGUCUCUGUCUUCUCUUUCCGCUCUCUGUUGUCCGUAGGUCUGAGCAUAUCAAACGCUCAACGUACUGUGGCUUCCUGGCCAUGAGGAAAGACUUUGAGGAGCUGACUGUGGCUGAGUUCUAUCAUCUGGAGCAGGAGAGACUGCGCACCUACAUUGUAAGUCACCAACCCUACCCUAUAUAUAUAUUUUGACACAGUUUUCUAUACAAGAAACUGUAUUGUCCCCAAUGGGAAAAAAUGUCUUAGACAGGUACUGCUAAACAUCAUAUACAUUGCAGCCUCACACACAUUGCACAUGUCAUACACAUCAUAUACACCUACAUCUUCUCAUUCAAGACAAAUACUUGAUAUACAUGCAUUGCACAUUGUCCCUGUAUUUUCUGCUGUGUGUAGACUCAUGCCUUGACUGAAAGUUGUGCUUUUAAGUAUUUUCUUUAAGUUCACAAGCUAUUUGUUACUUGAUGUAGGGUUGGGGUCAUUUUCAGUUGACUUCUGUAGGCCUAAGUUGUGUAUUACUUGGAGUUUGCCCGUGUCAAUAGCAUGUAAUUUCUACUGUUGCAGAGGAAGACUUUCCAUCUGAAGAUCGGCAUUUUUCGAGAUAAGGUGGAGGAAACAGUUGAUUACAUGAGAAUGCUGUUUGAUUCGGCACCUAUAAUGUAG
This is a messenger RNA of Coregonus sp. 'balchen', 963 nucleotides long. NCBI's taxonomy places the organism in Eukaryota, Metazoa, Chordata, Actinopteri, Salmoniformes, Salmonidae. The record is from the annotation of a GenBank genome assembly.